Vanessa tameamea is the source of this 2563-nucleotide messenger RNA. It is a transcript of the gene Mcm6, whose product is annotated as DNA replication licensing factor Mcm6. Gene Ontology annotation, molecular function: single-stranded DNA binding; single-stranded 3'-5' DNA helicase activity; ATP binding. The record is from RefSeq and is a predicted model, not a curated record. The transcript is spliced from 14 exons. Gene Ontology annotation, biological process: mitotic DNA replication; double-strand break repair via break-induced replication; DNA replication initiation. NCBI's taxonomy places the organism in Eukaryota, Metazoa, Arthropoda, Insecta, Lepidoptera, Nymphalidae. The coding region runs from base 62 to 2512 and encodes 816 amino acids. Gene Ontology annotation, cellular component: MCM complex; nucleus.
UAGGACUAAACAGUUAGUUAUAGUAUUAGCUUAACAAAGAUUAAAAUAAGAUUUCAUAAUCAUGGAUGUAGCAGAUACUUAUGCCACUCAAAGUCAAGUUAAAGAUGAGGUUGGAGUUCGGUGCCAGAAAUUGUUUCAAGAUUUUUUAGAAGAAUUCAAAGAAGACAAUGAACUCAAAUAUGAAAAACAGGCUAAAGAGCUUCUUAAACCAGAGUUAAGUACAUUAGAAGUCAGCUUUGAUGAUGUUGAGAAAUAUAAUCAAAAUUUAGCGACAACAAUAAUAGAAGAAUAUUACAGAAUAUACCCAUUUUUGAACCAGGCUAUAUUGAAUUAUGUGUUAAGUCUCGCUGAUAGUAGCAUGAAAAAAGAUUUACAAGAUAAAGAAUGCUAUAUUUCAUUUGUCGAUGUGCCAACUCGGCAUAAAGUGAGAGAAUUGACAACUGCCAAAAUUGGUACCUUAAUAAGGAUAUCAGGACAGAUUGUGAGGACACAUCCCGUUCACCCCGAACUUGUGUUAGGUACAUUUGUGUGUUUGGAUUGCCAGACUGUCAUUAAAAAUGUUGAACAACAGUUUAAGUACACAAUACCAACAAUAUGUCGAAAUCCUGUAUGUGCGAAUCGUCGUCGUUUUAUGCUGGAUGCUGAUAAAUCCAUUUUUGUUGACUUCCAAAAGAUUCGCAUUCAGGAGACACAGGCAGAGCUGCCUAGAGGAUGCAUACCUCGUUCACUUGAAGUUAUUUUAAGAGCUGAGGCUGUGGAGUCUGUGCAGGCAGGAGAUCGUUAUGAUUUCACAGGUACACUUAUAGUUGUCCCAGAUGUGGGCUCUCUGUCUUUACCUGGUGCUAAAGCAGAACUCACAACAAGAACAAGAAUGGCUAAUGAAGGUCAAAUGGAAGGCAUUAAAGGACUAAAGGCUUUAGGAGUCCGAGAGUUACAUUAUAAGACAGCAUUUUUAGCCUGUAGUGUUCAAGCUACUUCAAGACGCUUUGGUACUGGAGAUUUAGCUACUGAUGAUCUAACCACUGAAGAUAUGAGGAAGCAGAUGACAGACAAGGAAUGGGAUAAGGUGUAUGAAAUGUCAAGAGAUCGUAACCUGUACAACAAUCUCAUCACAAGUCUAUUUCCGAGUAUACACGGUAAUAAUGAAGUCAAGAGAGGCAUAUUGUUGAUGCUGUUUGGAGGUGUCGCAAAAACUACUAUUGAAGGCACGACGCUGCGCGGCGACAUCAACGUGUGCGUGGUGGGCGACCCCAGCACGGCCAAGUCGCAGCUGCUGCAGCAGGUCAGCACCAUGACGCCGCGCGCCGUCUACACCAGCGGGAAGGCCUCCUCGGCCGCCGGCCUCACCGCCGCCGUCGUCAAGGACGAGGAAUCUUUCGACUUCGUUAUAGAAGCGGGUGCGCUGAUGUUAGCCGACAAUGGCGUGUGUUGUAUCGAUGAAUUCGACAAAAUGGACCCCAGCGAUCAAGUCGCUAUCCACGAGGCUAUGGAACAACAGACCAUUUCUAUAGCUAAGGCAGGAGUACGAGCGACUUUAAACGCGAGAACGUCCAUCUUAGCCGCAGCGAACCCUAUCGGCGGUCGAUACGACCGAGCCAAGUCGUUACAACAGAAUGUCGCACUAAGCGCGCCGAUCAUGUCCCGUUUCGAUCUCUUCUUCAUACUGAUAGACGAAAGCAGCGAAAUGGUCGACUACGCUAUAGCAAGGAAAAUCGUAGACCUCCAUUGUAACAAGGAGGAGACCUACGACAGCGUGUACUCGAGGGAGGACCUGCUGCGAUACAUCGCUUUUUCGAGGUCAUUCAAGCCGCUCAUUACAGAGGAGGCGGGGCGGCUGCUGGUGGAGUACUACGGCGCGCUGCGGGCGCGCGAGGGCGGCGCGGGCGGCGCGUGGCGCAUCACGGUGCGCCAGCUCGAGUCCAUGGUGCGCCUCGCCGAGGCCAUGGCCAAGAUGCACUGCAGCGGACACGUGUCGCCGCACCACGUGCACGAGGCCUAUCGAUUACUUAACAAAUCUAUAAUUCGCGUCGAGCAACCUGACAUACAUUUGGACGAAGAAGACCCACAGUAUGAACCUAGUAUGGAUGUUGAUCAAGAAAUAUCCAGUGCAACAGCAAGUUCUGAGAGUCAAGUUAAUGGAGAUCAAGCAUCAAAGAAGAAAUUGACACUAUCGUUUGAGGAAUAUAAAUCUCUUAGUAACAUGCUUGUCGUGUUCAUGAGAAAGGCAGAAGUCGAAGCGGAAUCAAAAGGCGAGGAAAGUUCAGGCAUGCACAAGAGCGCCGUUGUGAGCUGGUAUCUGGAGCGACUUGUGGCGCAGGGACAAAUAGAAAGCGAAGACGAACUGCUGGAGAGGAAAACACUAGUUGAGAAGGUCAUCGACAGGCUCAUGUACCAUGACCAAGUAAUAAUUCCACUGCAAACAACAGGCCUUAAAUCAAGCAAGUCAUCAGAGCAAGAAGUAGAAGAUGACCCGCUCCUGGUUGUCCAUCCCAAUUAUGUUGUUGACACUUAACUCAUUCCUGUUUAAAGCUGGUACUUUGUAAUAAAUCAUUGAUUUUUUAAA